Molecule: messenger RNA, 3521 nt
Organism: Nerophis ophidion (straightnose pipefish)
Lineage: Eukaryota; Metazoa; Chordata; Actinopteri; Syngnathiformes; Syngnathidae
Gene: dele1
Product: DAP3 binding cell death enhancer 1
Exons: 12
Coding region: 168-1703 (511 amino acids)
Molecular function (GO): protein binding
Source: RefSeq, a predicted model, not a curated record
AAUCCGUCAAUCACUUCCGGGUCGCCGUCGCUUUUUGAAGACAGUCGUUUCUUCUUGUGUUUACUAAAUACAUACUUUUACUUCAUAACCGCCGUGGAAACUUACAAAUGUCUCCUGGAAUGUCUUCCAAGUGGACACAAUUCGUCCUGUGAGGGAGGACGAGCAGCAUGUGGAGAGCUAAAGGACUCUUGUGGCGAGUGCUGCAUCGGUACCACACCAGCCCGCCACUACGUCUGCCUCAGAACCACCAAUUCGAAGAUGAGGUCAUCAACACCUCCACCGUGCUCUCCACAUCUCUUAACUCCUCAGACAGCAGCUCCCAGAAAGAAGAUGAUGGCGAGAGGAGGAAGAAGAAAGAAAGAGCCUUCAAGUUCAGUUCACCUGAGCUGCCACAUUACACAGCUCUUGAUGCCAUGGGUUGGGGUGCGGCGGCGGUGCUUUUCAUGCAGAUCUGCCGGAAAGUCCACUCUCAAUUCUCUUCGGGCACGGACCCCAGUCCAACCUUGUCGGCACCGUCCACUUCCCACCACUGCGGCUACCGCCUCCUGCUGGAGAUCCUGUCCAGGAAGGAUGUGGUUCCAAGAAGAAGUCAUGUCUUGUGCCUGCACAGUCAGUCCUCGGAUGAGAGCAGCAGUAGUGGUCCAAUAGCCAGCAGUGAGCAGAACCACCUGUACACUAACACUUCCACACUAGGCCACCAGGGGCCGCCAGGCGAGGGUUCACCUUUCCAAGAGGGGUACUUGGACCUGGCAGCUUCGCACCUGUUGGAAAAUGUCUGCAAGAAGGAUGAGGCGGAGGUUGAACGUCCUCAUGCCAAGGAUGUGUUUUCAAGCGAGGAGAGGCUGGCAGAAGCGGCACAGAACCUCAAAAAAGUGGCAGACACCAACAUCCCAGUCAUCCUAAACAUUAUUGGUCUGGAGAGAGCAAAGAGCGAGAGUUACGAAGAAGCAUUUGUCUGUUUUGUGGCAGCAGCUCAGCAAGGCUACAGCAAGGCUGAGUUUAAUACUGGUGUGUGUUACGAGAUGGGCAGAGGAGUCAGCAAGGACAAGGAGAAGGCGUACCAUUACUACUGGCGGGCAGCAGUCGGGGGUCACAAACAGGCUCAGUAUCGUUGUGCAAAGCUGCUUCUGACUCGGGAGCACCAAAGUAUAGAACAGCUGAACGUCGCCAUCAACCUCCUGGAGCAAGCUGCCGCAGCUGACCUGACUAAGGCUCAAUUGUGCCUGGCUUCUGUGUACGCCCGGGAGCCGGUGAGAGAUGGAAGCAAGUCUGUCCACUACCUGCAGAUGGCAGCAAAGAGCAGAGAUGGCACUGCUCUGCUUCUGUUGGGCCAGUGCUAUGAGAGUGGCUUUGGGGUGCAGCAGAACCUGAGAACAGCCAUGCACUUGUACAGACAAGCUGCUCAAGCAGGCAACAAGCAAGCUGCUCUCUUAGUGACAUCUCCCACUGAGACGGACGUGUUGCGCUCCAUCCGAUCUUCACCGUGUUUCGCCGAGUCCGACCUCCGCCCCAAGCGGCCGCUCUCCUCUCUGGCCAGCCGUGUGCUCGCGGACGCCGGUCCAACCGUCACCCUUCCUUUCCUGCCUCACUCCUGGAGCACUGGCAACAUGGAUUGCCCUCCAUCGCUGUCCUCCACUCCUCUUCACCUUCAUCCCCAAAGCCGAGAGGGAAAACCGUGCCAGUGGAUCGUAGGGAUUGGAUAACUGCCAUCUCGGAUGGUUGGUUUUGUUCAGAUCAGGUUUGCUGGCCUACUUAUAAGGAUUAAGCUAUACUGUCUCGUUUUUACUUAGAGACUAUCCUGUGUUGUUGUUGUUUUUUUAAAAAGGGUUAUUUUUCUGCUCUAAUGCUGUUUUUACAUCCGUUUGGUACUUUUAUUAGAGCUUAAAAUUCACUCUUUUUUGCACUUGCGCUCUAGCUCACAGAUCUAUAUAUACAAAAAAUGCAUGCGCAAAGGCAAAAACUUUUCCUUUCUUUAAUAUAACCCAUGCAGUGGGCGGGUGUAGACAUACAAAAAGUGUCUCAUGAUAAUUCACACCGAACAGAGUAAGUUGCGUUCAUAUGUCAGGUUCAAACAACAAACUAUCUAUUAAACGAGACAAGAAGCAAGGAAUCAAGCAUAGACAGAGUUGAAUUUUGCUCGUGAGGAGAGACGUAUCGGGCUGUACACUCAGUUAGUUUCACCCUACGCUCUAAGGCAGUGGUUCUCAAACUUUUUUCAGUGGUGUACCCCCGUGAACAUUUUUUUUAAUUCAUGUACCCCCUAAUCAGAGCAAAGCAUUUUUGGUUGAAAAAAAGAGAUAAAGAAGUAAAAUACAGCAGUAUGUCAUCACUUUCUGAUUUAUUAAAUUAUAUAACUGUGCAAAAUAUUGCUUAUUUGUAGUGGUCUUUCUUGAACUAUUUGGAAAAAAAGGUAUAAAAAUAAGUAAAAAACUUGUUGAAAAAUAAACAAGUGAUUCAAUUAUAAAUAAAGAUUUCUACACAUAGAAGUAAUCAUCAACUUAAAGUGCCCUCUUUGGGGAUUGUAAUAGAGAUCCAUCUGGAUUCAUCAACUUCAUUCUAAACAUUUCUUCACAAAAAAAGGAAAAAUUUAACAUCAAUAUUUAUGGAACAUGUCCAUAACAAAUCUAGCUAUCAACACUGAAUAUUGCAUUGUUGCAUUUCUUUUCAACGUUUAUGAACUUACAUUCAUAUUUUGUUGAAGUAUUAUUCAAUAAAUAUAUUUAUAAAGGAUUUUUGAAUUGUUGCUAUUUUUAGAAUAUUGUUUUAAAAAUCUCAAGUACCCCUUGGCAUACUUUCAAGUACCCCCGGGGGUACGCGUACCCCCAUUUGAGAACCACUGCUCUAAUGUACAGUCCCACGUGCUCCUCUAUUUAUUCGGGAGUUCCCUCCUUAACCUCACUGAGACUGCUUCUGAAGAGAGGGGUGAUGCAAGCAGCCCCAGUAGACACAAAACAAGAUUAUUCAGAAUGGAAAAUAUGCUGACACUCAUGAUUUCGCCCUGUUUCUUUUAUCUGCAUUGAGGUACUCUAUGUCCGUCCUCGGCUGUCAGCAGGCUGGGUCUGAAAACAAACCGCUGAUACGAGACAACUCGCAAUGGAAGAUUACACGUUGUGUGCUUUUGCACGGAUAGAAAAGUACAACUUCAGCACAAUUGAUAAUAACUACAGCAACGGCCUUUAAGCAUAAGAGUUGUGUGAUAACAUACAUAAUUAUACCGACAUCAUAUUUGUGUAUGUAAAUGAUAAUAAUGUUUACAUACUUAUUUUAUCCCUGUCUUUGUUCGACAAAGUGUGACGUUUAGGUGCCUUUGGGCUUGUGGGGACAUGUCCCUCUCUACAUGUGUGGCAUUAAUCCUGUUUAACAGAGACUACUUUAAACCACUGAUGUGGAUUACAGCCGGGUACAUGCAAUGGGAUACCUCGUCCAACCAUGUAUUUGUACAUGUGUCAAUGUUACAUAUAUGAUGCCCUGCAGUUUUUUUGCUACCGUGUGCAUAUGCACAAUAAAAAUAUACAAAAAUA